Caenorhabditis remanei is the source of this 729-nucleotide messenger RNA. RefSeq lists its product as uncharacterized. Gene Ontology annotation, molecular function: transmembrane signaling receptor activity. NCBI's taxonomy places the organism in Eukaryota, Metazoa, Nematoda, Chromadorea, Rhabditida, Rhabditidae. The record is from RefSeq and is a predicted model, not a curated record. Bases 1 to 729 code for a protein of 242 amino acids. Gene Ontology annotation, biological process: sensory perception of chemical stimulus. Gene Ontology annotation, cellular component: membrane. The transcript has 3 exons.
AUGACCUUAUUCAUGACAAUACCAAUGCUAAUGCCAAUUGGAUUCUCAAUUGAAAGAUUCGUUGCAUUGGGAAUGGCGAAGAAUUAUGAAAAUGUUCGUACUCUGUUGGGUCCAGUUCUUGUUGUGAUUCUGAUAACAACUGAUGUGAAUCUAAUUUACAAUGUGUUUCAAAACGAAAAGUUCAAUGAUCCAUUCAUAUCGUUCAUACUUAUUCCAUCCACUUCUGCAGUACAAUUCAAUAAUUUUUUUUGGUUUCUUCUCUACGUGGAAAUCACUAAUUUCAUCAGUAAUUGUGUACUUUUAUUAGUUCAUAGCCGUCUGAAAACAAGAUUCCUCCGUCAGAAGUCUCCAUUAUCAGUGAGAUACGAGUUAGAAGAGAUCUCUCAAUCGUCAAAAUUCACUCUGAUUGUCAGUUUCACUCAUCUUUUGUUUGUUGGAUGGUAUCUCAUUGCUAUUAUUUCUGUUCGUACGGUCGGACAAGACUUUUUCGGAGGAUACGUACCGUAUACAGUUGCUAGAGGAGUGUAUUGUGCUGUUCCAACAUACAAUCUGAUUAUUGUAUUCGUCGGAAUCAAAUCUCUUCGUCUAAUGAAUUUGAGAAGACACAAUAAAGUUCAAUCAACUGUUAAAAUUAAGUCAACUGGAAAAGAAGGAGCCAAAAAUUAUGAAGAUGCGAUAACCAACUAUUGGAACACGGUCUCCAGUGAUAUAAAUAGAAUGAGAAUUUGA